Spodoptera exigua (beet armyworm) is the source of this 1086-nucleotide messenger RNA. The record is from the annotation of a GenBank genome assembly. NCBI's taxonomy places the organism in Eukaryota, Metazoa, Arthropoda, Insecta, Lepidoptera, Noctuidae.
AUGGCCCAGGACGGGAAAACUACUUUCUCGUUGAACCAUUAUCAGGGUGGGUACCCAAGAGCUAAACAAGAACAGUAUUCACUUUAUCUACGCAAACUUCAUCAAGACUUUAUAGAUUCAUGGAAUGAAGCAUCUGAAAGCAAUGCGAAGUUGAGCGACUUUGAAAUAUUUCGAGUCCUUGGCACGGGAGCUUUUGGAGUAGUGUAUCUCGUUAAGCACUUGACUACUGGAAAAUACUACGCGAUGAAAGCAUUAGAAAAAGAAAAAAUCGUAAAAUUAAAACAAAUUGAGCAUACUUUUUAUGAGAAGAAAAUUUUGUGUGGACUUAACUUUCCGUUUGUUGUUUACAUGAAAUAUUAUUUUAAGGACAAUGUGUAUGUUUACUUUGUUUUACCAUUCAUAUCCGGUGGGGAAAUGUUUACUCACCUACGCAAAAUGGGGAAAUUUGAAGAAACGUCAUCUAAGUUUUAUGGUGCUCAAGUAGUUCUUGCUUUAGAGUAUUUACAUUCAUGUGAACUGGUCUAUCGUGAUUUGAAACCAGAAAACAUUAUGAUUGACAGAACAGGAUACAUUAAAAUUACCGAUUUCGGAUUUUGCAAAUUGAUACGUGGUCGAACAUGGACACUCUGUGGUACUCCAGAAUACCUGGCACCUGAGAUUAUUCUUAGUAAGGGUUAUGGAAUGUCAGCGGACUGGUGGUCACUUGGCAUUCUUUUGUUUGAAAUGAGUGCUGGACAUCCACCGUUCUUUGCUUCAGAUCCUAUGAGAAUAUACGAGAAAAUUGUAGCUGGAAAAUAUAAAUGUCCGAAUCACUUUACAAGUGAACUGAAGGAUCUGAUCGCACACAUUCUUCAAGUUGAUGUAACAAGACGUUACGGUGUUCUUAAAGAUGGUGUUUUGGAUUUUAAGAAUCACAAAUGGUUCAGAGACAUUGAGUGGGAUAACCUCUUAAAUAGUAGAAUACAUCCACCGUUUAUUCCAAAAGUGAAAUCUCCCGGUGAUACGACAAACUUCGAACCAUUUGAAGAAGAAAUUCUGAAACAAAGUCCUGUAUGCCUUUAUGAGGAUGAGUUUAUGGAUUUUUAA